UUCCUCUUGAGAAAAAUUCCUGUGUGAUCUCUCUGGAUUUUUCAUCGCGUAAUCUCACUCUGUAGCUUUCCCGCGAGAUCUCGCCUACUUUUCCUGGUUUUUUCUCGCCAGUUGUUUUUAGAGCUUCAAUCGAUGUUCUCAAAACUUUUCCAAACUAUGGGGCUUCUUUAGACCAAACAUUUUAAUGAAUUUUGGUGAAAGACGCAAAUCAAAAAGUUGUAUCGUUGUUGAGAUAUUGAAAUUUUACUUAAUAUGGUCUUAUGUGCGAGUUCUGCCUGGGGACCACUCAUAGAUUCCCUUUUGAUGUCGUGGCUUGCGUGCAAUGGCUCUUAUGUAAAAUGGAAAAAAAAUACUAAUUAUUUAAACCUUAUAUGUUUAUCAAUAUGUGUGGUAAGUCAAAACUUAGUGUUUUAUAGACAAGUCGACACGCUAUACAAUCAGGACAGAUCAGAAAUUUUUUUUGGCGAAAAAAGGUUUUUAGCUUGGAAUACCGGUAUUUCAGAAAUGGGUCGAAGGCCUAAGGGCAGCUCUAAUGAGCAUAUUCGGAAUCAGCAUGCUCGAUAACCCAGUGUCCGGGAGUACAGCGAGACCCUCACUUUGACUCAUAAACUGGAAAGGAUACAUGACAGUUUUCGAGGCUAAUAAGUCAAAAAUUCACCUAUUUUGUUAGGGAACAUUUUAUGCAUUAAGCAUUAUUUCGUUUCAUAUCUAACCACAAUGAAGAUCAUAGAGUUUUUCGGUAUGAUCAUUUGUGGUCAUAUCGAUGGUUCACUGAAGAUAUCGCUGCAUAAACUGAUAUUGGCAGCAAUUCUGAUGCUGGUGACAUUAAUGUGAUGCUGUCAUAAUUUUAUGUAUCUGCAGCACAACCUUUCACAUCUAUUUCAAAAUUGCUCCUUGUUUUGUUCUGUUGUUAUUGGCCAUGUCUAUACCACAGGAGUUAAGAAGUUUGAUUGAUGUUACUACUUCGCAACUUCAAUCAAAUUCCUUAACUCAGACUUAAAAAGUAAAUUGAUUAAACAACCAUCAAUCAUUGACAAUCUUAUUGUCAACAAUCAGAACUAUUUGAAUUGACUAAUUAUUUACAAGGGUGUCAAACAGAAUUAAAACAAAAAAUACCACAAAAACUAUUUACAAUAAAUUCUGCUGAUAAAAAACUAUUCGAUUUAUUAUACACAAAUAAUUAUAUCCUAUUAAAGGAAUUAGAUUAUCAUGGAACAGUUUUUGCAACAAUAUCAUCAUCAAAAGCAGAACAAACAACAAAUUCAGGCAUUGUUUCGUUCAAAACAAGACGUUUACCUAUGGAAUAA
Didymodactylos carnosus is the source of this 1307-nucleotide messenger RNA. The record is from the annotation of a GenBank genome assembly. NCBI's taxonomy places the organism in Eukaryota, Metazoa, Rotifera, Eurotatoria, Philodinida, Philodinidae.